Cuscuta epithymum is the source of this 2260-nucleotide messenger RNA. Lineage: Eukaryota; Viridiplantae; Streptophyta; Magnoliopsida; Solanales; Convolvulaceae. The record is from the annotation of a GenBank genome assembly.
GAAGAGAAAAAUGACCUUAAAUUGAUAUCUUUCAAUAUCACAUACGGAGUACGAAUUAUAUUACAGAAUUACUAAACUAUAUGUAGUGUGAGGGUGGGUAAAAUACAAAUACAGAGAUAACAACAUGGGAGACCCUGGCAGCUUACCUUAAAUCUAUAUAAACACCUACUGCUUCCACAUUUUAAGGAUCAACCCAAUUCUCUCUCGCUCCCUCCCUCCCUCUCCUCUCUCUGGAUGUAUAUCUCGGCGAAAAUGAUCCUUGAGAUCGCAAAUAAUAAGAAUAAGAACCCCUGGCUGGUAGGCAGUGGUGAUACAAAGCCACGGCUGAAAUGGACUCCAGAACUUCACCAUAGAUUUGUUGAUGCAGUAUCUCAGCUUGGAGGUGCUGAGAAGGCUACACCGAAAUCAUUGAUGAGAAAAAUGAACAUUCAGGGGAUUACUCUUUACCACCUCAAGAGCCAUUUGCAGAAAUUUCGACUUGGGAAAGGCCAGAAUCCUCAGCCACGCCAAGAUAGCAAGCAAGAAGCAAAACUGAGGACUUUGGUGCUUGCAGAUUACAUAGAACAUCAGAGUCAAUCACCUGCAGACAACAGUGAUGAAGCCCAGGGUCAGAUGAAUGACACCGAAACAGCUCAGGCUUUGCGAAUCCAAAUGGAGGUGCAUAGGAAACUGCAGGAACAAAUCGAGGUGCAAAGACAUAUCCACCAGAGAAUUGAAGCCCAGGGGAAGUAUCUCCAGUCUGUUAUAAAGAUGGCACACGAGACACUUUCUGGAUGUGGUUCUUCUAUAGAAGUGGAGCUUGCAAAAGCUGAAAUCUCUAAAUUGAAGUUAAUGGUUGAUAUGGAGUGCUUUAGCUGUUCAUCUUCAGGGUUGACCGAAAAAGAAUGUUCAGUAAGAAAAGACACAGAAUGUUUAGGAAGGAUGGGAUAUGAGCCAGAAGCGAUGGAAGAAGCUGGGAAGCAGGUGCCUGAAAAUUCUUCUGUGGAACUUCCAUUGAUGGAAAUGCAUCCUUCCUUUGGAAAUAGAUUAAAUGGUUACACAAGUGAAAGAAAAAGAAGCCAAUGCACCAGUUCUGAUAAUAACUGUAAUGAGAAACCAUGUGACCUAAUCUUCAAAGCCAACACAUAUGACCAAAAUUUAAAAACAAUUGGAUUCUUGAAGAAUCCGGACUUGAAUAAGAAGUGCCUUAGAGACUUUGAUAGCUGCCACCCAAAAGAUAUUGACUUGAACUGCAAUGGUCUGGAAAGGUUUAAUGGGUACAUAUAGACAUACAGUUUGAGUGUAAGCUUUGUAUCAUAUAAAGUGGCUGUGGGGCAUCAUCAGCUAGAAGUGUUGUGUAUACAAAUCAGAUACAAGUAAAUUAACGGUUAAAGAUCUUUUAUCCUUGAAGAACUAACUGUGAACCAACCAUACACAAUAUGUCAUCCAUGAAGAAAUAUGGAAAGAUUAAAUUUUUACUUCUAAUUCUUCACAAUAAACCUCUUUAAGUAUGUAACUAUAACUCUAUACAUAUGUGGAACUUACAACGACAAAAAUUCUUAUUAUGACUCCAUUUCAUCAUCAAGUGAAGCUGAUGUGGAAGCAAUAGGCUGUUCAGUUGUCUCCGCAUUUCCUCUAUUACCAUUACUCCCAAAUGAAAAGCUCAGCCAAAUCUCUCUCCUCUGCCCGUUAGAAACCUUCUUGUUCAGAUCAUCACCAUUUUCAGUGGGCAAUUUGUACCUACAAACAGGGCAAGACCCAUGAAUCCCCAGCCACUUCUCAAUACACUUCUGGUGGAACCUAUGCUUACAAGGCAUUUCUUUAGCAAAUCCAGCCAAACCCCACUCUUCCAAGCACACUACACACUCACUGUUCUUUUCAUCACCACCAAUCUCCACUCCUGGCAAUGAUUCAAUGGAGGAUUUUGAAGCUGGUAGCUGGCCUCCUUUGCUAAGUAGGUCUUGCAGAAGAGAAUCCAAGUUAGAUGAAGAUGAGCUGCCACCAGGUUCUAUGACGACCAUGCCUUGGGUCACAGGGUUCACGAGCACGAUUCGGUCAAGUGAGUCAUGCGCGAUGGGAGACUCACUAUUUACCUGGUCUGGGUCCGAGGAAUCUUGAAGUGGGGUUGGGUUUAUGAAGCUAAAAUGGAAGGGCAGGAACUGCUGAGAAAGGUCUCUAUUUCCUGAGAUGGGGUGUAGCGUAUCAAAGUCCAUUAUUGGGGUUUCUGCUACCAGGAUAGAGACUAUGAAGUGAAGCUUUGUGUGUAAAUGGGAGGGGGGUG